Messenger RNA from Papilio machaon (common yellow swallowtail), 328 nucleotides. RefSeq lists its product as uncharacterized. The coding region runs from base 92 to 265 and encodes 57 amino acids. Lineage: Eukaryota; Metazoa; Arthropoda; Insecta; Lepidoptera; Papilionidae. Gene Ontology annotation, cellular component: mitochondrial inner membrane. Gene Ontology annotation, biological process: mitochondrial electron transport, ubiquinol to cytochrome c. The record is from RefSeq and is a predicted model, not a curated record. The transcript has a single exon.
UGUCAUUGUCAUUCAUUUGUCAGUUGACUUUGCUUUGGGAUUGCAAGGUGUUUUACGUAACGCUCUACGAAGUAAGAACACAUUAUUAAAAAUGCUGGCUCGAAUGGGUAGACGACAAGCUGAAAUGCUGGCAUCCUUUGUACCCUCGGCUGCAGCUUUUGGAGGAGCAGGAUUUUGUGGUCUCCUAUAUUUCACGGAUUGGAAAGUGUUCGUGACUUACAUACCCUUCUACGGUGGCAAAUUUAAAGAUCAGAAGACAGAAUAAUUUGUUACUAUAAUGGUCUGUAAUCUGUGUUAAUUUUGUUGUAAUUAUAAGCAUGUAGUCCUA